AUGCAGGAGAACUAUGAGACGGUGACCUCGCUGGCACGCAGCGGAGACCUCCUCGCCGCCUCUGUGCGUGCCUGGGGAGUGGGGCUGCAGCACUCUGCAGGCUCCUACCAGCCGGCGGGCGAGCGCCAGGAGUUCAGCUGUGCUUCCCCAGGCCCAGGAAGAAGAGGAUUCCCCUUUCCCAAACCUGAGCUGAUCGCCCGGCUGGAACGAGGGGAAGAGCCGUGGGUGCCCGAUCUCCAGGACUGCAAGGAAAGAAGGCUUCUGAGAUGCACCCAUACAGGUGCUGAGCGAGGGAGUGAGAAUGAGGAGGGGAAUCAUCAUGAGGAAGUUCCCGGGGAAGUGCAACUGCAGGGGACCUUCGUGGGAAGAGGUGAAGGGACUUUUUCCCAGUGCUUGGAGCAGGAAGAAGAAGCCUGGGGAAGUUGGCACAGGUCAGAGAGGCUUCUGGAAAACCAUGCAGGGAAGAAAAUGGAUGAAUCUAUUAACGGUGCGGGAGGAGACAAGGAUCCCAGAGUGCAUCAGACGAAUCCCAAGGAAGAGACACCCGGGCACUACCCUCAGAGUGGGAAAGAAUUCAUUGGAGAGAGACCCCACAAGUGCUUGGACUGUGGGAAAAGUUUCAUAAAAAGGUCAAACCUUGUUCAACAUCAGGCAAUUCACACAGGAGAAAGACCCCACAAGUGCUUGGACUGUGGGAAAAGUUUCAUAGAGAGGUCACACCUAGUUCGUCAUCAGGCAAUCCACACAGGAGAAAGACCCCACAAGUGCUUGGACUGUGGGAAAAGUUUCAUAAGAAGCUCAGACCUUGUUCAACAUCAGGCAAUUCACAGAGGAGAGAGACCCCACAAGUGCUUGGACUGUGGGAAAAGUUUCAUACAAAGGUCAAACCUUGUUAAACAUCAGGCAAUCCACACAGGGGAAAGACCCCACAAGUGCUUGGACUGUGGGAAAAGUUUCAUAAGAAAGUCAAACCUUGUUAAACAUCAGGCAAUCCACACAGGAGAGAGACCCCACAAGUGCUUGGACUGUGGGAAAAGUUUCAUAAGAAGCUCAGACCUUGUUCAACAUCAGGCAAUUCACAGAGGAGAGAGACCCCACAAGUGCUUGGACUGU
Molecule: messenger RNA, 1113 nt
Organism: Emys orbicularis (European pond turtle)
Lineage: Eukaryota; Metazoa; Chordata; Testudines; Emydidae
Product: zinc finger protein 436-like
Exons: 5
Biological process (GO): regulation of transcription by RNA polymerase II
Molecular function (GO): DNA-binding transcription factor activity, RNA polymerase II-specific; RNA polymerase II cis-regulatory region sequence-specific DNA binding
Source: RefSeq, a predicted model, not a curated record